GCCAUGCGUAAUAGAGUAUGUCAGUGAGAACACUGUGUACUGACAUUGUUCUGAUAUUGUACUCUGACGUAAUUCUGUUCUCCCUAAAGUUGUUCACCUAGGGCCAUGGCAGUUCCCACCAUUAUAGUGAUUAUUCUCCAGCUACCUAGAUCCACUCAUGUCACAUCCAGAGUGAGAGAGAUCCCAUAUUAUAGAUCUAGUCAGAGUCCUCCUGACCCAUAGAAAUAGUAAUUAAUCUACUAUGUUCCGACCUCCCACCCCAACACUUCAGAUUAGAUCUUUGCUGGUGUCGCAGUGUUAUUGUGCUGGUGUGAUGAUGAUGAUGAUGAUGAUCAUGGUGAAAUCAGUGUGAAAUCCUUUUACGAUUAAUCCCUCUGAAAAAUGGGGCAAUGAAAAACAUGGCAACACAAGCAGCCGCCACCAGUGUUUUGUGUCAGACACACAGGAAAUGGAGGACCUUCAGAUAUUGAGCGGCCCGAGGAAUGCGACACCGACGUCAAUAGCCAGCACAAAUAAACAGCAGCACCAGGCAGGCAGACCCUGCUGCUCAGAGACAGAGGAGAAUGGAUCCACAGGACAGGAAACUGUUGACGCUGAGACGCGAUAGUCUGGCGUCCCAUUGUGACAUACUGUAGCUACGCGGCUCUGAGACCACCAUCCGCAGGGGACGCACAGCCCGAACGUGCACCUCCCCACAAUUCCCAACCAACGCGGCUCCGCCUUAACAGCAUACACAUACCUCACCAUCUUCGAUCUCUUCAGUCUGAUCACCUGUCUGCUGAGUUCCUGGGUGUCCAUGAAGAAGCCUAGUCAGCUCUUCUCGUUUGGGUUUAAGCGGCUGGAGGUCCUGGCUGUGUUUGCCUCCACGGUGCUGGUGCAGCUGGGUGCUCUGUUCAUUCUGAAGGAGAGUGUGGAGAGAUUUGUGGAGCAGCCGGAGGUGCACACGGGUCGUCUGUUGGUGGGGACCUUUGUAGCGCUGUUCUUCAACCUGCUAACUCUUCUCUCUGUGAAGAACAAGCCCUUUGUCUACGUCUCAGAAGCUGCCAGCACCAGUUGGCUCCAGGAGCAUGUUGCAGACCUAAGUCGAAGCCUGUGUGGGAUUAUCCCUGGCCUCAGCAGUGUCCUUCUGCCUCGAAUGAAUCCAUUUGUCUUAAUCAACGUGGCCGGAGCUCUCGCUCUCAGCAUCACCUACAUGCUCAUCGAGAUCAAUAAUUACAAUGCUGUGGACACAGCCUCGGCGGUGGCCAUCGGCCUCAUGAUUUUUGGCACCAUGUAUCCUAUGAGCGUGUACAGCGGGAAGGUGCUCCUUCAGACCACUCCAUCCCAUGUCAUCGGUCAGCUUGACAAAUUGCUCAGAGAGGUCUCCACUCUGGAGGGGGUCCUGGAGGUCCGUAACGAGCACUUCUGGACGGUUGGCUUUGGAUCUCUGGCUGGAUCCGUCCACGUCCGAAUACGCCGGGAUGCCAACGAGCAGAUGGUGCUGGCCCAUGUGACCAACCGCCUCUUUCCCCUCGUGUCCACGCUGACGGUUCAGAUUUUCAAGGAUGACUGGAUCCGGCCUUCCCUCGUGGCCGAGGCGCUCCCAGCCGGCACACUCAGACCUUCUGACUACGGGGGCCUGUCCAGCUUCGUCCCCCCUCCCCACAAACCCUUGGAGGACAUGGAUCGGCUCACCUCCACCCCAUCCAAACCCAGCAGCCCACCGCCAGAGUUCUCCUUCAACACCCCGGGGAUGCAUGUCCACCCCAUGGUGCUACCCAGCACCCAGCCUCACAGGCCUUACGUCAUGGGCCUCAACUACGGAGCCUCCCCUUACACCAGCAUGCUCAACCAGGACCUAGCCCGGCCGGGAAGUGGGUUGGGGAUGAACCUGGGAAUGGGUGCAGGGAUGCCUUCGUCACAACAAGGUUUCAGAACUGCCUUGGGUGCAGCGCCACAGCGAUUUGGAAGCAUCCCUCUCCCAUCACAGUACAGACCCUGAUGUUUAGAACGUGAGGUAUAGAAGUGGGAUAUUAGAGAGAGAAUAUAUUAUGGUAUUUAUUUUGAUGGAACCAGGACAUCCAUUCUGACCUUUGGUUGAUUUUCUAUCUUUGUAUAUUUUUUGUAUUAUUCUUCAAAAAGCAAAUGAGUUGGAAAUUAACUGUAGGCCUGUGUUCUUUCUGUAUAUGAUAUGCCGGUUUAAAUUAAUUUUUCUUCUGUUUGAGAAUCGUGGAGGAGCUCUAUUGCUUUUGUACCAUAAAUGUGUGCGUUAAACCAUGAAUUCACUUUUGUGCUCUUAGGACUUGAAUGUUUGAUUCAAUAACUAUUAUUCCCUUGGUCGAUGGCCAUCAAAAGAUGGGAGUGAUAUUUUUAGGGAGAAAACAAAGUGACCUAAUGCAGGGACAAGACACAAUGGGGCAAUACAUAGACUGAUAUUUUCCCCCAUUAACUGUAUUAGAAGCAUCACUUUGAUACACUAAAAUGAUUCCUGAUACCAACCUCAAUGCUAUGUAUUACACCUGUUACUAUUUUAUGGAAAACAAAUACUUAUUAUUUUAAUUUCAGUAUAGUCUACAAUAAAUUAAAUGCAAACUCUCAUGUAGAAUCACUGUAAUUGCCCUAUUGUUUGUCAUAUACUUGAACUUUCCGGGUCUAUGUCCAUUGAAAGUCUCACCAAUGAGUUUGGCGACUCAGCAUGGGACGUGAAUUGUCAGCUAUCUGCAUUUGAAUUUGUCCUUAAAAAAAUUAUGAAGGCCGACUUCAAUGUUCCAACAUAAUAUCCCAACCGAAGCUUUAAGACGUUGAUUAAAAAAAGACCCGCCCUGUUGAGAGCGAAUGGUGAAGAAGCCCAUACAUAAAAUUGAAGCCUAUAUGAGAAACAUCUGGCAUGUAAUAAAAAUGUUCCUCUUGUAUUUUUUUUUCUUUUUGUUUUAAUUUCAUGUUUACAGUCUUUCAUACAACUUGUGUUAGGCUAAUUUUGACAUUUUCAUUAUUGCGUUUGGCUAAAUAAAAGUAUCCUUGUGAAGCCACCUGAUCCUGCCAGCUUGCUGCACGGAUCAGUCUGGUAUUUACGAAAAAUAAAAUUUCGCCAUGUAGGGAAAUAUGAUAUUCAGUCAAACCUUUCUUUAUUAAAAAAAGACCCGCGAUGUUGAGAGCGAAUGGUGAAGAAGCCCAUACAUAAAUUGAAGCCUAUAGGAGAUAAACAUCUGACAUGUAAUAAAAACAUUCCUCUUGUA
Messenger RNA from Coregonus clupeaformis (lake whitefish), 3215 nucleotides. Its product is annotated as zinc transporter 6-like. Gene Ontology annotation, molecular function: monoatomic cation transmembrane transporter activity. The transcript has 13 exons. Gene Ontology annotation, cellular component: membrane. Gene Ontology annotation, biological process: transmembrane transport; monoatomic cation transport. NCBI's taxonomy places the organism in Eukaryota, Metazoa, Chordata, Actinopteri, Salmoniformes, Salmonidae. Bases 797 to 1981 code for a protein of 394 amino acids. The record is from RefSeq and is a predicted model, not a curated record.